This is a messenger RNA of Photinus pyralis (common eastern firefly), 1343 nucleotides long. RefSeq lists its product as uncharacterized. The transcript has 2 exons. NCBI's taxonomy places the organism in Eukaryota, Metazoa, Arthropoda, Insecta, Coleoptera, Lampyridae. Bases 22 to 717 code for a protein of 231 amino acids. The record is from RefSeq and is a predicted model, not a curated record.
AAAUUGAAAGUGGCGCUCUGCAUGGCAGUGGCGUAUUUGUCGCAUCCAGGAAAUAAAAAAAAAAUUUGGGUCAAAAAAUGGAUGGUAGAUCGGAAUAUACAUGGUCAUAUGCCGCUAAUUAAAGAAUUGCGCGAAAAUUAUCCUGACGAUUUCAAAAAUUACUUGCGUAUGGAUUCGGCAACCUUUAGUGCCUUGUUAGAGUUAGUUUCACCUAUAAUAUCGAAAGAGAACACAAUUAUGCGCGAAAGUAUAAGUGCUGAAGAAAGGCUCACAGCAACUUUGCGCUAUUUAGCUACAGGUCGUUCGUUUGAAGACUUAAAAUUUACAACUGGAAUUUCGCCAUCAUCAUUAUGUCAAAUCAUUCCCGAAACUUGCAAAGCUAUAUGGCAAGUUCUCAAAAAAACACAUCUUAAGUUUCCCACAACAAAACAAGAAUGGUGUAACAUUGCGCAAGGAUUUGAAAGUAAAUGGCAAUUUAUAAACUGCGGGGGAGCUUUCGAUGGAAAGCAUAUACGGAUUGUACCUCCUCCUCACACAGGGGCCAAAUAUUAUAAUUAUAAGAAUUUUUAUAGUAUUGUUUUAAUGGCUCUAGUAAACUCAGAUUACCAAUUCAUUUACGUAGAUGUUGGAAAAAAUGGGAGAAUUUCAGAUGGUGGUGUUCUGGAAUAUACUGAAUUUCAUAGGAAACUAAUAGAAGGUAAAAAAGAUUUGUUAUAAAGCAAUAUUAAAACAUUACUUAUGUAUUACAUACAUGUUAUUUAAUGCAGGACAACUAAAUUUGCCGGAUCAAGAUGAAACAAAGGGAAAGCUUAAUUUUGUUUUUCUAGGCGAUGAACCGUGUUCGUUACAUGAAAAUUUUUUGAAACCGUUCCCACAAAGAGAUCUUUCAUAUGAAAAGUGAAUUUACAAUUAUAGAUUAUCCCGGGCGCGAAAUGUGUCUGAGAACGCUUUCGGCUUGUUAGCUGCACGUUUCCGCAUUUUGCAUACGGCUAUACAUAUCACGGAUCCACAACGCAUAAACUACGUUGUUCUGGCUAUUUGUGCCCUACACAAUUACUUGAGUAAAAGCGGAACUUCUUAUGUAACGCCCACAUCAUUUGAUCAAGAAGAUUUGGUAAAUCAUGAAGUACACAUGGGUGACUGGAGGAAUGAUGGUGAAAAACUUCCCAAUUUACAAAGUGCUGGACAAAAAAAUUCCACAGUGGCCGCUAAACUAACCGUGACAAGUAUACGAAAUACUUCAAUUCAGAAGGCAAAGUUCAUUGGCAAGAUGCUAUGUUAGCAAAGGGAAAAGCUUAAUAAAUACUGAAAAAUAUAUGUAUAUGAUUUGCAUUAUAAUUACC